Formica exsecta is the source of this 7597-nucleotide messenger RNA. RefSeq names its product mothers against decapentaplegic homolog 4 (gene Med). The transcript has 12 exons. The record is from RefSeq and is a predicted model, not a curated record. Gene Ontology annotation, cellular component: heteromeric SMAD protein complex. The coding region runs from base 517 to 2538 and encodes 673 amino acids. Gene Ontology annotation, molecular function: DNA-binding transcription factor activity, RNA polymerase II-specific; RNA polymerase II cis-regulatory region sequence-specific DNA binding; I-SMAD binding. Gene Ontology annotation, biological process: regulation of transcription by RNA polymerase II; SMAD protein signal transduction; transforming growth factor beta receptor signaling pathway. Lineage: Eukaryota; Metazoa; Arthropoda; Insecta; Hymenoptera; Formicidae.
CGAUAUUAUCCGCGCCCCGCGGAUAUGUAUUAUUGAUGCGCUAACCUAUGCGAGACGGUGCAAGGAAUCUUCGCGAAUUCCGCAACGUGAUACUGAUCUACCGCGCGUCUCGCAUCCGCGAACGUGGUGCUAUCGUUCCUCCGCUCGUGACCGAGCACGUUGCAAAACCGCCGGAUCCGACGACGCUCGGCAAACGCGAGCGUCUCCUCGCGCUCAACUGUCAUCGUGCGUCACCCGCCGCCGUGGGAGGCUGUCUCGCGCUCUGUUGACGAAGUCGCCGAUGUCUCACGAUCACCCGCGUACAUGUUUCCCGCGAACAUCGUGAACUCGUUUUCCCUCCUUCUGUCGCGUGCACGCUUCUGCUGGAAUAUUUGCUUACAGGAAAGCGGACUGUGAUGCAUGGAUGAAAUACUAUCACUAGAUGAUAGAGUGUGAAAGAUUGGACUGUGUCAAGUCCAAAGGAAAGGCUAUUGAUUUGUGGGAAGAACGGCAGUAUCCACCACGGCUUUUACAGAGAUGGUUGGAUUGGCGGGCGGGGGAGGUCAUUUGUAUCCCUCGCCCCCCAUGCAAUCCAAUCCAGAGCUAAGAGAAAUGACUGGGAUUGCACCCAGUGCACCAACCAGUGCUGACGCUUGCUUGAGCAUUGUGCAUUCGUUGAUGUGUCAUCGUCAAGGUGGUGAAAGUGAAGGCUUCAGCAAACGUGCGAUUGAAUCGCUAGUGAAGAAACUCAAAGAGAAGCGCGACGAGUUGGACAGUUUAAUCACUGCAAUAACUACUAAUGGAGCACAUCCCAGCAAAUGCGUCACCAUCCAGAGAACUCUCGAUGGCAGAUUGCAAGUGGCAGGACGCAAGGGUUUCCCGCACGUAAUCUAUGCUCGCAUUUGGAGAUGGCCGGAUUUGCACAAGAACGAACUGAAACACGUAAAAUACUGCCAGUUCGCUUUCGAUUUGAAGUGCGAUUCCGUAUGUGUGAAUCCCUAUCAUUAUGAACGAGUGGUGUCGCCCGGCAUAGACCCGUUCUUUACAGACCUGUCCGGAUUGACUCUGCAAUCCGGUGUGGGUGUGGGACCUGGUGGCAGAUUGGUCAAGGAUGAGUACACGGUCGGCGGUGGAGGUACCGCCGCCGCAGCGGCCGCGGCCGCCGUUGGAUCCGCGAUGGACGUGGACAGCGAAAUGAAUCAGACUAUUCAGCACCAUCCACCGGCUCCUCAGCCGACCGCUUCGAACAACGCUCAACAGGCCCAGCAAGGGUUUAUACCAGGCUUACCAACUCCCAAUCCAACGAGUACUGAGGGUAUGUUUAGUGCCGGUGGGAGUGGCAAUAAUGGUAAUCCCCAUGCUAAACUGGACGACAAUAAUUGCCCCAGGCAAACCUGGAUUCCCACAUCUCAUCACUCGGCAGGCCGUAACAUGCAUCAUCCAGUAAUACAUCCAAUGAGUCACACCGUAGGUAGCCAACAACAAUCGCUGAACGCCGCGUCCAGCGGAACGUCCGGCGCGCAGAUCCUGAGUCCCGCGCAGGGACAGUCGACUGCCGAUACGUUCUACGGCACCAACACACCCCCGCAAGACAUCAAUCAACCUCCUACCGUUGAUGCGUUAGCAGCCUCUUUAGGUGAAGGACAAAGCUCACCCGUGUCGCCUGUACAUCUUCAUCAUCCGAAUGGAUUUCCCGUAGGCACAGCACCAUACAAUUCCGGGGCGCCGCAGUGGACCGGCGCCAAUACUCUCACGUAUACUCAAAGUAUGCAGCCGCCGGACCCUCGACAUCUUCAUACGGCGUCGUACUGGGGAGGCCAUGGAAAUGACGUUAGUGGAAAUAUCGGAGGAUUGCUUUCCACGCAACCAGCGCCGGAAUAUUGGUGCUCCGUGGGUUACUUUGAGUUGGACAUCCAAGUCGGAGAGACGUUUAAAGUUAGCAGCGGUUGUCCCACAGUCACCGUGGACGGCUACGUGGAUCCGAGCGGUGGAAACAGAUUUUGCUUAGGUGCCUUGAGCAACGUGCAUAGGACGGAACAAAGCGAGAGAGCGCGUCUUCACAUAGGAAAAGGCGUUGUGCUGGAUUUAAGAGGUGAAGGCGACGUUUGGUUGAGAUGUCAAAGCGAGCACAGCGUCUUUGUACAAUCUUAUUAUCUGGACAGAGAGGCGGGUCGGGCACCUGGUGACGCAGUACAUAAAAUUUAUCCGUCGGCAUAUAUUAAAGUUUUCGAUCUAAGACAGUGUCACAAACAAAUGCGAGGCCAAGCCGCCACUGCUCAGGCUGCCGCAGCGGCGCAAGCCGCAGCCGUCGCGGGUCAUCUCACUCAUGGAGGGCCUAUCGCCAAAAGUAUCAGCGCGGCUGCGGGAAUUGGAGUCGACGAUUUACGAAGGCUCUGUAUUCUACGUUUGAGUUUUGUUAAGGGAUGGGGUCCAGACUACCCGCGACAAAGUAUAAAAGAAACACCGUGCUGGAUCGAGGUGCAUUUACAUCGAGCGCUUCAAUUGCUGGACGAGGUGUUGCACACGAUGCCAAUUGAUGGACCACGAGCGAUCGAAUAAUUCCAUCAGUUCGAAUUAUGAAAAAUGAAAAAAGCAUCAUAAUGUUUGAAUGAAGUGUGCAAGUGUAACAAACAUUUUCUGAAUGAUCAUUCGAGUAAUUUCAGCUUAAGAACGCGAGUGAACAAACCGGACGAACCAAAUUCAUCAGAUGGGAAUGAUCAAAUAAUUGAGACGUGAAAUUCGGCCAUAGAAAGCUCGGAGAGAGCUUGCGGAAGUUAUUUAUAUAUUUAACAACUCGUGAUAUAUAAUAAUCUGUGUAGGACAGGGGUUCCCAAACUUUCUAGCGUUUAUGUUGCAGAUGGUCCAUAGAUGGAACCUGUGUGUUUUCUGAAAACUAUGUAUAUAUUUUAUAUAUUUGUAUAUUUUAUCGUAGAAUGUACAAAGUAAGGCUUACAACUGUUCUCGUCUUUAUUAAUUAGUUUCUUAUUUGCUAGUAACUUUUGUUAAACAAUUAAACAGGGAGGGAAAAAGAUCAAUAUAAAUCAUAUUGCAGAUGUUGGUGCAUAUAAAUGAUUUAUUAUUUUAUACAUUUAAUUUUUUAUGUAUGCAAAAAUUUAAUUUUAUAUAUGUCAAAUUAGGGAUUUUUCUAAUUACAAUAAAAGAUUAACAUUUUAUUUUAAGUUUUAUCUAGGUUUAUAUAAUAAUACAUUUGCAUUAAUACUUGUGAUUUGAAUAUAUCAAAUUUUUAUUUCUGAAGUGAAAAGUUACAUCUUUCAUUGCAUAUAUGCAUUGCAUUUAAAAAUAUAAGUUUUUGAAUCUGUUUUAUCAAGGAUUAAUAUAUAUAAGUAUAUGAAUCCUGUAAUAAUACAAUUCAAUAAUUUAUCACAUAUUCCACUCUGAUGGAAUUUCAAAAAUUGAUUUAGUUUGUGUAUGGUGGAAAAAAUUUCAAUUAUGCUAGAUUUUUUGAAAGUUUGAUAAUAUCUUUGAAUCAUUCUAUGGUGCCAUUUAACAAAGUAUACUAAAAACCUUGUUCCUCUGAAAACAUCCUUAUUCUCUAUUUUUUUUCCUUCUAGCUUUGAAAGUUCUUCAGGUUUGAGAACCCCUGCUGUAGAAUAAAACAUGUGCCACGGCCUUGCACUAUCAUCAACGUACAAAAGCGAAAGAAACGUUAUUUUUAUUUACGAGAUGUAAUUUUUUACGGAAAGAGGCGACACGACACGUUUCACCGACAAAGGAACAGAAUAAAAUAGAUUGACGGUCUUCUAUUUUGCUAGGCACGCGAAAUGAGGAAAUUCCUCCGGCGACACGCAGUCCGCUAGACUCAGUGAUACAAGUUUCGGAACCGUUAUAUAGUCACGAUCCUGUUCUUUGAGAUUAGCUUUAUAAGAUAAGUGAAAACCAUUGUCUACACACUUAUUAUUACUUAUCGCAAAUGUUAAGCUCAAUAUUUAUAUCAGAUAAAAAGUCUUACAUUUCUGGAUUCCUGGAUUAAGAUAAAAAAGUGUUUUAACAUUUUUACAUUUAAAGAGAAAAGAAUGAAUAUUUUUUUCUUUGAUGAUUUCGAAUUUUGAUGAAACUUAAUGAAUUAGAAUCUGAGAAUCCCGAUAUAGAAGUCCAAGGAUCUAGGAAUCCAGAAAUCUUGGACCCCAGGGAUCUCAGAAUCCAGGAAUCUUGAAAUCUGAGGAUCUAAAGAUCCAAAGAUGUAAGAAUCCUAGAUAUAAGAAUUAUCUUUAUGCACAUGUAUACAGUAGGGAGAUUUUCUCUAAAUACACAGUAAUACAUUUCUGCCAAGUAGCAAAUAUAGAUAAUUUAUAAGAAUUAUUCACACACAGUCAUAAUACUUCAUAAUGAUAAACUUUUUGUAUUUAAAUUUAAAUAGAGGAGAUAUUGUGACAUCAUUUUUUUGAUUUGUGAGAAUAUUAUAGAUUUAGAACAUAUAUUUAUCACAAUUUAUAGAUAUAAUUAUAUAGCGUUGGCAGAAAUUUGGUACAGUGACGUUAAAAUUAUUUGUUUAUUAUGAAUGAAUAUAAUUUGUUUAUUAUCUGUUUUACAAUUUAUAACCAAAAACUAUUUUACAUAGAGAUUUUGAAGUUUUAAUAAGCAUUCUUGUUCUUCUUUCUUAUUUCUUUGUUUCGUCAAAUAAAAUCUUUUAAUUUCUUGGUUAUUAUUAAUUACAAUAUCAUUAUAUUAUUAAUAUUAUUAUUAUUAUUACUGCGGUUGUUGGAGAGAAAAGAUUGAGAGCUAUUCGGGAAAAUAACAUAUACAUUGUGGAAUAUUAAAAUGGAUACUUAUAUAUAUAUAUCCAGAAACUAAAAUUUAAAAGAAUCUGUAAAUGAGAAAAAAAUCGAAAGUUUUAUGAUGGAAGGAUGAAAUUAUAAUAGAGAAUCUGUAUUUCUUAUAUAUAUAUUACAUUGAUAAAAAAUCAGAAGUAAAUUGAAUUUAAUUCAAACGAAUAGAUUCAGUUGUGUAUCUUUUCUAAUCAACCGCAGGAUGUUAUUACUAUUACAACGUAGUACUUGUUGAAUAAUUAUACCUACUGUUUACCAACUAUUUUACUAAAAAAAGAAAUAUGUAGUCGUACAAAAUAUUCUUACAAUAUACAUUUAAUAAUAGGAUACAGAGAAAUUGAUUUAAGAAAAUAGAGAAAGAAAGGAAGAGAAUUGACCAAAUUGGAUGAUAUGCAUGUACAAGGUAUCUUAAAACUAUCAGAGAUGAUAUCCUUGUUUUACCUUGUACAUAUAUAUUCAGUAUAUGUGUAUUUUAUUUUAAUUGAUUAUGUAUGCGAAAAAAGGAAGGAUAGAGAAAGAUGUUUAAUGAAACUUGUUUAUAAUACAAUAGUAUUUGCUGCUUCUUUGUUGUAAUUCAGUCUUCGUGUUGCGAAUGAAUGAAUUUUUCAUAACUUGGGGAGAAUUAUUUGAGAUGAGGAGACGAAGAUUAAACGUUACCGUUUAAGCUAAGUUCGAGGGAAUCUGCACUCUUAUGAAAAUUGUCCAACGACUACCGUAUUAUUUUUCAAUAAUUAAUUUUUUAAUGAUUUUGAAGAUUCGUUGAGAAAUCUAUGAUUAAAAGGAAAUAAUUCGCUAAUCGCGGGACACAUUCUGUGCACUAAUAUGUAUAAUGCCUUCCUUUGAUCGACCAAUGAAAUGUACACACAGCUCAAGUAUAUUGUCGACAAGAGAUUCUUGCUUACAGCCAAGCUAGAAACACAUGUGCCAUCAUUUUCAUGCAUAUAAGAACAGAUAUAAAACUUAGGACUUUUUACAAGACUGUAUUUUUAAUUCCAGAGCGAUUAAACGCGUGGAUUCAAGAACCUAAACUACCGCUGAUCUAAGAAUCUAGAUUUCACAACCACAAUAUAAUAUUUCGAGGUAUCCAUAGGUCUAAGAAGCUAAAAAGUUCAGAGUUCGACGAUUAUAAGAAUAUAAAAAUCUAUGAACGAGGCACUGAGGUUUUAGAAUAUAUGUUUUCGAGAGAGAAUCUAGGAAUCUAAGAUUGCGAAGGUUCUAUGAUCUUUUAAAUUCCGUGGUUCUAACAUAAAUAGUAAUCCAAUUUCUAAUGAUAAUCCGAUCACCUUGUAAUGCUUAGAUACGACCUGAUAGAGCAUAGAACGAAAUUAAAGUUCUCAAACAAGCGAUUUGAAACAAGCCACACAUUUUUUUAAUAUACACAUUAAAUCAUGUAAGCCUAUGUGAUGCAAAUGAUAGGAAUCUCCUAAAUUAAUGAUUGAAGGGCUCAUUGACAUACUAAAUACUUUAACUUAGAUUAAUAAUUUACUUAUUAUUUAGUAAUUGAAAUAUUCACAUUGAUAAUGACAUUUAAAUAUAAAUAAUAAGUCGAUCCAUAUAGUAAUAUUUUUAGAUCUUUAAUAGUCGCCCUCUUAUAUAUGAAAGACUGCCAACUUGUAAUGCAAAUUUUGUGAAUUUUGCUAUUGGAUGAAUGUAGUCUCUUUUUAAAUAUAAGAUUUUACAUCAGAAGAUCACGAGAUGUUAAAGUAUCAUAAAUAUUAUCAUAAAGAUUAUCUUUGUGCUCUCUCUAAAUAUAAUUUUUCCAUGUUUUCCAUACACUUUUUUAUCAUCUGAACAAAGUUUGACAUGGUACUGUCUAGAGCCCUUCAAUAUCAAAGUCAUGGAGACGAAAAUUACAAAACAUAUUUAUUACUUUCAAUGAUAUCUUCAUUAAACAUUAUUACAAAAUAGAUCUUUUCUCCCCUUACGUUUCUGCGAGAGACAAACAACAUAAACUGUCUGCGUCUAAGCCAAAGAUACCCCGACGAUAUAAUGUUAUAAAACGUUAAAAAUAUAUAUAACACAUAUGAGUAUAGAGAACACAUGAGAUUUCAAUAUGGGUGUUCCGAAAGAAACGUACAGAGAAUGUGGUACAUCAACAAAAAUUCUUAUGCAAAUAAUUAACGAAAUAAUUAAAAACAUUAAAAAGUGCUUUUUUGGCCAAUUAAAGUCUCUGUGAAUUUUUCGGAAUACUCGGAUGUGAGAUAUGAUCAUCCUUACGUAACUAUUUCCGUUAAUUACGAUAUGCAGGUAAAAUUAUAUUACAUCGCAAUCCCAUUCGAUUUGUAAUGGAUCUUAAUUAACAGUACAAUUAAGUUUGAUCCACGAAUGGCGUAAUAAAGAGAGAAAAUAAAGAAAAAGAACAAGAUUGUAUAGAUACAAAUUAAUAUCUGUGAUUAUCGUCGAUGCAGAUAUAUUUUAAGUGAUUUCUACGGCGUUUAGGCAUAUUUGUAAAAAAUCAUAACAAAAAAAAAGAAAAAAAAACAAUAACGAUAUAAUAACCAUGUACGGCGAUAAUACUUUUAGAACGAUUGUUGAGAUAAGAUUUAUCCGUGUUUAUGUUUUGAAUGCAUAUUGUCGUAUUGCGUGGUGAUGAGGAUAAUUAAAUAUGCAUUAUUAAUAUUAUAAUUAGGAUAAUUAAUAUAUAGUGCGAGCACUAUUUUAUUGUUUCGAAGGAAAAAGAAAAAGAGAGAGAAAAACGCAGAGAGAGAGAGAGAGAGAGAGAAAGAGCUUGAGCGAAUGUGUUUCGCAGAAAUUUUUUUUUGUUGUUGUAUAUUAUAGAUACGUCGCAUUAUACACGAUCAUUUUCAAUAAACAUAUUCUAUAAAUUAUAA